AUGGCCAGCGAGGUUGAGCGGCCAGGGACGACGUUCACCGUGGUGCUGGUGUCUGUCGUGUGCAUGGCGUCGCUCGGGUACCUGCUGCCGCUCAUGGCUGCCACCGGGGCGAUCGACGGGCCGCCAGCCGCGGAGGACUGGGGGAACGGCUUCUUUGCCGACGCUGCAGGUUGUGCAUAUAGUGACCUCACACGCUCCGCCGUCUUCGGCACGCCCUGGGCCAGCAUCACCGUGACGGGCGCCAUCGCCCUGGGCAUGUCCUUCAGCUUCUGGAGCCUCGAACUCUCUACAGCCUCGAUCGGCAUGCUCCUGGAGCUCGCCGCCUUCCUCUGGCUCCGCGUCAAGCGGCCCGUGAUGCCGCGCCCCGACCACGUGCCCCUGGGCACCGCGGGCGCCGUCGGCGUUCCUGGCGCUCAUCAUGGCCAUCACCGGAGGUGUACUACCGUGUACGUGACGAGCGCCGCGUUCACGGUUCUCGGGGUCGUGGUCUACUGCCUCGUGUGGCGCGCGUUCUGCAAGGCCCGCGGAUGCAUCACGUUGAUUGGUCAGCACCGAGGGCGCCAGGGGCGGAGCUACGUGGAGCGUUCACCAGGGUCAAAAAAUAAUUUUAGUGCUAAUUAUACAUAA
This is a messenger RNA of Brachypodium distachyon (stiff brome), 627 nucleotides long. RefSeq names its product probable polyamine transporter At3g19553. Bases 1 to 627 code for a protein of 208 amino acids. The transcript is spliced from 2 exons. NCBI's taxonomy places the organism in Eukaryota, Viridiplantae, Streptophyta, Magnoliopsida, Poales, Poaceae. The record is from RefSeq and is a predicted model, not a curated record. Gene Ontology annotation, molecular function: transmembrane transporter activity.